AUGAAUUUCUACUUCGAAGCCGUCAGCGUACUUGAUAAGUUAGACACGAAGAAAGGGUCUAUCAAGGGUGUCAUUGCGUCUGUGCCCGAGAAGAACAGGAAGCGUACCGCUGCGCUCGUCAUCGAGACACUGAAAUACAAGCAAGUAUUGAGCGAUGUCAUCGACGCGGCCCAGUUGCUUAAGCAGGAGCGGAAAAUCAACUCGCGGAAUCUGGCCCUGGUCCUCGUCCACGACUUGCUGCUCGCCCGCGGGAUCCAGGCGGGGGAUGGGCCUAUCAAGCAAGCCGUGCUGCGACACCGUACAAGACUCCAAAGCGAGUUCACGAGGCUCAAAAUAAAACGAGGAGCUAAGUCGAACUCGGAACUAGCGCAAACAGACGACGCUCGAGCUGCUGCCAUACCAAGAUAUGUUCGGGUAAAUCGGACAUGUUGGUCGAGCAAGGACGCUUUGAAGGCCUUGAAGGCCCAAGGAUACGAAGAAGGCGACCCGCUAACGUCAAAUAAGGCACUCAAGAGAGACGAGCACAUCCCCGACCUAUUCGCCUUCCACCCCAGUGUGCGCUUCACCGACGACCCGCUCUACCUAUCCGGCAAGAUCAUCCUCCAAGACAAGGCGUCAUGCUUUCCCGCACACGUCCUCGCGCCGCCCGCGCGCGACGAUGUCGUAGUAAUCGACGCAACCGCGGCCCCGGGAAACAAGACGUCCCACCUCUGCGCGAUCAUGCAGAACAAGGGGAAGCUCCUCGCAUUCGAACGAGACCGCAAACGUUUUGGGACCCUCAAGACGAUGCUGAACAAGGCGCACUGCAGCAACGUCGAAGCCGUCAACCUCGACUUCCUCACCGCCCUGCCGUCCGACCCCAAGUACAAGAGCGUCACGCACAUAUUGUUGGACCCUUCAUGUAGCGGGUCCGGUAUCGUCAACCGACUAGACCAUUUGCUCGACAACGAGCAAGAUGAGGACGAAGACUCCGAAAGGCUCAACAAGCUCGCCGCGUUCCAGCUCAAGAUGAUUCGCCACGCAAUGACCUUCCCGUCUGUGAAGAGGAUAGUGUACUCCACAUGCAGCGUGCAUGCCAUCGAAAACGAGCACGUCGUCCGGCAAGCUAUCAAAUCGGAAGAAGCGGCGAACGGCCACUUCAGGCUGGGCCGCAGGGAAGAAGUGCUCCCUGUUUGGCACCGUCGAGGUAUCCCGGAAGAGAUGGAUGACCCAGCGGAUGCGGAGGCUGUAGUUCGUUGUUCGCCGGGCGAAGACGCAACAAAUGGAUUUUUCGUGAGCCUCUUUGUUCGGACAUCUGAGGAGGGCACAGGAAGCUCGACUGCCGACGCGACGAAGAGGAAGGAAAGGGACGAGGACGAGGUUGAGGCCCCACCCCCAGCAAAGCGGAAACGGAAUAAGAAAAAGAAUAAAGCGUCCGUCUCGUCGUAG
Messenger RNA from Trametes versicolor FP-101664 SS1, 1428 nucleotides. Its product is annotated as S-adenosyl-L-methionine-dependent methyltransferase. Lineage: Eukaryota; Fungi; Basidiomycota; Agaricomycetes; Polyporales; Polyporaceae. Gene Ontology annotation, cellular component: nucleolus. Gene Ontology annotation, biological process: rRNA base methylation. The record is from RefSeq and is a predicted model, not a curated record. Gene Ontology annotation, molecular function: methyltransferase activity. The transcript is spliced from 9 exons. The coding region runs from base 1 to 1428 and encodes 475 amino acids.